UGUAUGUCAGGAGCAAGGCUGGACCACGGCCAAGAGGGGUGUGGCCCGGCCACCGUUGUGGGCGGUGUCACCUCUGGCACCUGUCACCGGCCACAGCUGUUUUCCAUGUGGACUCUAAUUAGAUCAUGUAUUCAAGUUUGGAGUUUCGCAACUGGCAUUGCCAGUUCGUUGCCUUGUGUCAGUGUGUUCCGUUCACUACCAUUUGGAGUCGUCAUCGUUGAGGGGUUCCAGGUGAGCUGGAGCAGGGCCCACCUGACAUCGGAAACACCCGGAACUGGCAGCCAAUCGCAUGGAAGAACCCGCAGCACCCAGAAAAUCCAAUGGAAGCGGAGGGAGAACCAGCAAACUCCUCACAGGGGAGCCCCAAACCUGAGAUUUGAACCCAGAACCUGAGAAGUGUGAGACAGCAACCUGUUAACCACUGCUCAAAGCUUUUGUCCUGGAGCUUCUGUGAGAGUGAUUUAUAUUGGUAGAAGGGUGCUGAGGACGACCAAAGAAAAGGUUGAUGGAUGCUGUGAGGGAGGACAUGAGGACAGUGGGUGUUCGACAGGAGGCUACACGGGAUGGAAAAAGAUGACAUGCUGUGGCGACCCCUAAGCGGGACAAGCCGAAAGGAAAAGAAGAAGCAUUCCCACCUAUGGACAACUAUCUGUCACGUGAAUGGUUUUUAUAUCCGGCAGGGAGAAAACCCAUGAAAGCACUGCGUAGAGAUGCAAAUCCCCAAGAUUCAAACCCAGACCUAGGAGACGUGCUAACUGCCUGGGCAGCCUGCUGCGGUCGAUUUUUAUGUUUUCUGCAAAAAAGUGUUUCGAACGUCAGCCCGAGCUGACCAGCGGAACACAAUGCGGUCACAGUUUACUCUUUCUUGACAGGUGCGAUGGAUUUCAAAACCCGUUCAAGAAAAUCUUGUCCGGGAACGUACUUCAAGGACUUUUAACGUUAUUUUUAGGAGGAGGAGAAAAGAGGAAAUACCAGCUGGGAAAGAAGUUAUUUUUCAAAAUCAUUGAUUUGCAACAGGGUUUGAAAAGGAAGCAGGCUUCACAGUCAUGUUGUCACAUGGUAGUGUGAAGCGGGCCGCCACAUUUCAACUGUCCUCGAGCCUCUCCGCGAUCUUGGAAAUCAGUCAAGUUUGUGGCAACCAGAGGACAUCUUCCUUUUCCCAUAAACGCUUUCAUGGGAGUGGCAAAAUCUGCAGCCGGCGCGCGCACACUUGCGGUAUUCCCUGAAAACAGAUCUGUGAACAAAGAGCGGUGGCAUUCCUGGGACUUUAUUCGCCCCUGGACGCUACAAGGGAACGCGCUCGUGGAAGCUGGGAACGCAAUCUCGGGGGCGCUUCAUAUUGCAUGAGAAUCAAGCGCACAACAUCUUGAUGUGGCAAAGUGGUUCUCAAAAUAUUUAAGACUUGUGGUUUAUAACGUAAUCACGCAAUCAUAUCUUUACGGCGUAGGGACUAUGAACUCGGAACUUACAAAAUGUAGGUGAAGGUGAAUGGAAAACUUCAAAGACACGUGAGCGAGGCCUCAGGUUACAACAAAAAGUAUGUUGAUGUUUUAGCUGUUUGACGUUUGGACCCUUAUCGUUUUCCUUUCUGUCUUUUCGACCCAUCAGAUUUUGGCUCUGAAUGCCUCGCGGCGCUAACGAUUAUCUUAGCCACCAGUCAAUUUAGUUCAAUUAAAUUUUUAUAGCACCAAUUUGUGGUUAUCGCAAAGCCCUUUACGCACGGAGAAGGUGAAUAAUGGAGCUUGUUUAUCAAAACCGAUACGGGCUAAUUUCUUUAUUUUUGGCGAGGAAAUCUACCCUAACGAGCACAAAAGCGAGAGAAAAUCGAUGCAUGGAUGCCACCCCCGGGGAAACUCAACCACGAGUUAAACAUUAUGUCAAGAGGAGGGUGAAAGUUCAACACGGGCUGCCACUGCUUGCGAAAGUUUUUCUAUGUAUUCAAAGUCACUGAAGUGUCCCGAGUAAGGCGGAGCCGGACGGCGUCGUGGAAAAGUACACGGGAAUCAUUCCCAGCCGAGGUCAAGAAAGUGAAAGGUCAUCGGGAUCACCGAACGGCGUUCCUGGUUCAGCGCUCGCCGUUCCCAAGAAAUUGUCAGUGAAAGAAGUGCAAACGGCAUGAGGUCAUUUUGUUUGCACCUUUCGCCUGCGGAGGGUCCAAAACUGAGCGCCGAGCAGGACCGGAGCGAAUCUCGGCAUCGUCUCGUCUUGGGCUCCCCCCUGUGGGUGCAAGGCGGUACCGUGCAGUACGACAAGGCCACCCUGAGGCGCCGUGUCAAUCUGAACGUUCUGCCCCGCGUUCAUUUGGAGUGUUUUGGAUCAUCACCAUGACAACGGGAGGGGCAACGCGACAGCUGGAUGCGACCCGUCAUCGGGCCCAGCUUGACCUUUGCGACGAUCAACGCCGACCGCACUUUCGGGACUUUCGGGGGCUUGCGGACGCUGCGGUCGCGGACCAUGCUUUCCCUCUGGUUGUUCCUGCUCCCGUGCCUGGGCCUGGCGCCCGUGGCCCCGGGCGAGAAGGGCCUCGAGUUCCCGCAGUACGACGGCAAAGACCGCGUUCUCCACAUCAACGACAAGAACUACAAGAAGGCCUUGAAGCAGUACAACGUGCUGUGCCUGUACUACCACGAGCCCGUGGCCGACAAGGAGAUGCAGAAGCAGCACCAGAUGACCGAGCUGGUGCUUGAGCUCGUGGCGCAGGUCAUGGAGGACAAAGACGUCGGAUUCGGGAUGGUCGACUCCCAAAAGGACGCCAAGGUGUCGAAGAAGCUAGGCCUGGCGGAGGAAGGCAGCGUGUACGUGUUCAAGGCCGAUCGCGUGAUCGAGUUUGACGGCUGGCUCUCCGCGAACACCCUGGUGGAGUUCUUGCUGGACGUAUUGGAGGAGCCCGUGGAAGUGAUUGACAACGCCCUGGAGCUGAGGGCCUUCGACAGGAUGGAGGAGGACAUCCGCGUCAUCGGUUACUUUAAGGGCGACGACUCCGAGCAUUACGACGCCUUCAAGGAGGCCGCGGAGCAGUUUCAACCCUACAUCAAGUUCUUUGCCACCUUUGACAAAUCUGUGGCCAAAGAGCUGACCCUGAAGCUGAACGAAGUGGACUUCUACGAGCCCUUCAUGGAGGAGCCCGUCACCAUCCCGGGGAAGCCGCACUCCGAGGACGACCUGGUCAACUUCAUCAACGAGCACAGACGGCCCACUUUGCGAAAACUGCGCGCCGAGGACAUGUUUGAGACCUGGGAGGACGACAUCGAGGGAAUCCACAUCGUGGCCUUCGCUGAGGAGGAGGACCCGGAUGGUUUUGAGUUCUUGGAAAUCCUGAAGGAGGUGGCCCGGGACAACACGCACCUGCCUGAGCUCAGCAUCGUGUGGAUUGACCCUGACGACUUCCCCCUGUUGAUCCCCCACUGGGAGAAGACCUUCAAGGUUGAUCUGUUCAGACCGCAGAUCGGCGUCGUCAACGUUACCGACGCCGACAGCGUGUGGAUGCUGCUGGACGACGACGAGGACCUUCCUUCGCCUCAGGAGCUGGAGGACUGGAUCCAAGACGUCCUCUCGGGAAAAAUCAACACCGAGGACGACGACGACGAUGACGAUGACGACGAUGACGAUGAAGAAGACGACGGCGAUGAUGAUGAGUAAUCCACAAAUUUGAUACAGCAGAUUUUCAUAGCGUCGGCAAUUCCAUAACAGAACAUGUGAACAGCGAAAAUACGUGUAAUCAUUCUUGUAUUUUUCAAUACAGUCAACACACUUGUUUGCGGUUCGGUGAUUGAUAAUAAGUCACAUUGCUCAAAAAAAAAAAAAGCCAUGUGUUCAUAAAAACAGUAAAUCAUAACUCCAGCAAACAUGUUUGACCUCAGUCUGCACUCGCUGUCAAUAAAUCAACUUGGGUGCUUCAUGUGUACCUCUUUGAGUAU
Syngnathoides biaculeatus (alligator pipefish) is the source of this 3917-nucleotide messenger RNA. RefSeq names its product calsequestrin-2-like. Gene Ontology annotation, biological process: regulation of cardiac muscle contraction by regulation of the release of sequestered calcium ion. NCBI's taxonomy places the organism in Eukaryota, Metazoa, Chordata, Actinopteri, Syngnathiformes, Syngnathidae. The record is from RefSeq and is a predicted model, not a curated record. Gene Ontology annotation, cellular component: sarcoplasmic reticulum lumen. Bases 2356 to 3639 code for a protein of 427 amino acids. The transcript has 17 exons. Gene Ontology annotation, molecular function: calcium ion binding.